UCUCCAUCCAUCUCCUCGAAAUAUCCAAGAAUCGAAACCAUGGCUGAACACCCAUCCUUCACUCUGGCUUGCCUGCUGCCGGUGGGUGGCAUCGCCGGCUACAUGCGGACGCGUUCCGCUCCGUCCCUGAUCGCCGGUGUCGGCCUGGGUCUCUCCUACGCUUACGCAGGCUACCUGAUCAAGGAGAACAAGGACUACGGCACGGAAUUGGCCCUGGGAAACAGUGUGGUCCUCCUCGUCUCCGGUCUCAUGCGGACGAUCAAGACCCGCGCUAAGGCUCCUAUUCCCAUGGCUUUGGGUGCGACGGGUCUGUUGGCGUCUUUCUACUAUCAGAAGAAGGUGCGCGAGUUCAGAUUCGGCGUGUAAGAUAUCCGACUGGCCUCGAUGGGCAGCUCGAAUGAGUGCUAGUGAUAGCAUUAAAAUGUACCAUAUCAUGUGUCCUUUAUUCAUUGUAAAUGUUUAAGCACAUCGGUGAAUUCUGUACAGUAAUGAGGUAUAUGCCUAGAGUUCCAAGAUUUCCGAGUCCUAAUUUGCCAAAUGAUUUUCUGUUCGUU
Molecule: messenger RNA, 554 nt
Organism: Aspergillus vadensis CBS 113365
Lineage: Eukaryota; Fungi; Ascomycota; Eurotiomycetes; Eurotiales; Aspergillaceae
Product: TMEM14 family protein
Exons: 3
Coding region: 40-366 (108 amino acids)
Cellular component (GO): membrane
Source: RefSeq, a predicted model, not a curated record